Messenger RNA from Oncorhynchus kisutch (coho salmon), 605 nucleotides. Its product is annotated as protein S100-A11-like. Bases 177 to 440 code for a protein of 87 amino acids. The record is from RefSeq and is a predicted model, not a curated record. Gene Ontology annotation, cellular component: perinuclear region of cytoplasm. Lineage: Eukaryota; Metazoa; Chordata; Actinopteri; Salmoniformes; Salmonidae. The transcript has 3 exons. Gene Ontology annotation, molecular function: calcium-dependent protein binding; transition metal ion binding; calcium ion binding.
CAAGAGAUGGGGGGGGGGGGGGGCUUGAUUUUAGGAAGAGGAGGUGAGUAUAAGAGUGAGAAAGAGAGAGAGAGAGAAACUUACCUUCAGACGUACCACCUCAACACACUCACCACCUCAGCAGUGUCCAGAACACUACCUCUUCUCCAUUCUUCCUCUCUCUCUCUCUGUCAGUGAUGGAGUCAGCCAUUGGUGUACUCGUGUCCCAGUUCAAGGCGUUUGCUGGAAGUGAUGGAUCCUCAGACACACUGAGCAGAGAUGAGUUCCGGAGCCUGGUCAAAACACAACUCCCCAACUUCGUUAAGAACGCUGAUGACCCAGCUGUCAUCGACCGACUCAUGGACUCAAUUGACGAGAACAACGACGGAGAGCUCACCUUCCUGGAGUUCUGGCAGCUGAUUGGACGACUAGCAAAUCAACACGGCGGCUUUAUCCAAUAGGAUGUCUCCAUGUCUUGUUCUGUUACUACCAUAUGAUUACAAUGAUAACUUAUUCUAGUGGUAUGGUUAUCCCAAGGUUGUGUUUCUAAAUUGUCAAGUGUUUGCUAAAGCUAUGGAGGAUUGGUCCAGCAAAAUAAAACAUGGAUGAAUCAUACAACUAUAGUA